AUGCCCCCUCCCACCCCAGAACGCAUGAUAGAGAGCCGGGCAACGAUGGAUAGUAUACAGCGAUUUUCAUCAGUCCCAGUCUAUCUACCUGUGAACAAUCAUGUCUGUAAUUCUGAAGUCUCCUUUUUUCUUAAAGAGGCCAAUCAAAACCUUAUGAAAAACUCAAGUCUGCAGUCCCGAACAGAAACCCUUUUCAUAUAUAAAGCCAAGAUGCCACCAGUCAUAAAUGCCACCUAUGGACCCUAUUCAGCAGAACAAACUGUGUCAAAAAAUGUAAUGAUUACCUCAAGUACUUUCAGUUUCACCAACAAAUUUACAUUUAACUGGCAAUUAAAAGCCCACAUCAUUGAGAGUUCCAUAUAUUCUGACAAACCCAAAGUACAGACAUUGUUUUAUAUCACAGGAAGAGACUGGGAGGACUACAAUCCAGCAGAGAUUUUACCAUGCGUACGAAUGGUCGCCACAUUGGAAAACCGGGAAAUUUCUUCAAGCUGUAGACUGAAAGGCAAUCUGGGAUUGUGUGUUGCAGAACUGGAGCUGCUACCCAGCUGGUUAAGUACGUCUCCUCCUACAGAAGACCAUAUUUACCCUGCUCCACCUCAAGGAAUUCCUGUGGAACUGCAUCAAAUUGUCUACAUGACCGGAGAAGAUGAGGAAUGUUCUGCAGAGGAGACUAAAUGGUCAAACAGGAUUCAGUCCAAUAAAGAUGCUGCCCACAAAGCCUCCAGUGCAAUGGAAAGGUUUGGCAGUGUAAUUGUUUAUACCACCCGGUACACUUUGAGGAUGUCUCUGCUAAGACUGGAUAGCAAUAUUCAGAUUCGUUACCCACCUGGCCCAGUAAAAGUGGGAGAUGUUGUCACUUUCUUUGUGUCGAUAGUUGGCGGAUCAAUGACACAUCAGUUCAUGUUAAGGGUCAAAGCUGCUCUUGGUGCCAAAGUGAUUGCUAUAAGAGUGGAUGACUCUGAACAGUGGAAGGUUCAAAGACAGAUGGAAAAUGGAGAAAAACACACAACUGUUACACUAGACUGUGUGCGCCAAACACCUUUCAUACAAGUCAGAGCCAACGACUCGCUUUAUGAAAUUCUGCAGAUGGACUUUGAAAUGGACAUCAGCAGUGGCUUGGCUGGAGCCCAGCAGAUUACAUGGCAGGUGGAAUACCCAGAGGAAGACUCUGUUAGUGAACUUGUGAUUUCCGAAAUCUUUGUCAGCCAGGCAGCAUUUACAGGGAUCGUUCCUAUAGCCAUGGACACUGAACUUCUAAACACAGCUAUCCUGACAGGAAGAACUGUGUCUAUACCUGUGAAGGUGAUGGCCGUCCAGGAGGAAGGCACUGUGAUUGAUGUGUCUGACUCUACUGAGUGCAGGUCAGCAGAUGAAGAUGUCAUCAAGGUUUCCGAUAAAUGUGACUUAGUGUUUGUCAAUGGCAAAGAAAUGAAAAGUAAAGUGGAUACCAUUGUAAACUUUACAUACCAGCACAUCACCACCCAGCUGGAGGUUACAGUGUGGGCUCCGCGCCUUCCAUUGCAAAUAGAAAUAUCGGACACUGAGCUGAGCCAGAUUAAAGGCUGGAGGAUUCCAGUCUCUGUUAAUAAAAGACCAACCAGAGACAGUGAAGAUGAAGAAGAUGAUGAAAAGAAAGGGAGAGGGUGCUCUCUGCAGUACCAGCAUGCAAUGGUUCGAGUCUUCACUCAGUUUGUUGCAGAAUCUGCAGAUCUUGGUGGACAGCUGAUACACAUGCUUGGUCCGGACUGGCAGUUUGACAUUACUGACUUAGUGAGGGACUUCAUGAAAGUUGAAGAGCCAAAAAUAGCUACACUGGAAGCAGGAAAAGUUCUUGUUGGACGCGAUCAAGGAAUCACUACAGUCCAGGUCCUUUCUCCAUUGUCCGAUUCAAUCUUGGCUGAGAAAACAGUGACAGUGCUGGAUGACCGGGUGGGAAUUGUAGAACUGGGAGUUCAACUUAUCACUGGCCUCUCCUUGGCUGUACAAGCCAGCAAGGGACACAAGCGAGCCAUCAUCACAACUACCACAGCUAGUGAUAUCCUGCAUGACUAUAAACAGGAAGCAGUUAUGAGUGUCUGGAUCCUUUUCAGUGAUGGCUCAGUAACUCCACUGGACAUAUAUGAAAGUAAAGACUUCUCAAUUGUGGUGUCUUCACUGGACGAGAUGGUGGUUUCAACAUAUCAGAAUCCUUUGUCUAACUGGCCAGUGGUGGUUGCAGAAGGCGAAGGACAGGGCCCUUUAAUAAAAUUAGAACUGGGGAUCAGUGAGAUCUGCCAGAAGUCAAAGAGGAAAAGCAGUCUUGCUGUUGGCACCGGAACUAUCAAGGUUAAAUUUGGGCAAAAGGACUCUGAUCAAAAAGGAAAUAUGAAUGAAAUUCAAAACAUUGAUGAUAACUUAAAGAAAAUCACAAGUAAAACUACUGAGAAAGCUGCAGAGCAGGAGAGGACAGCGAAUGAGUGGCCAAAACCUGGAUCUGCUGUCAGUAACGAGGAUACAGUUGGCAGAAACUCAACAUCUGAUUCACCUUUAGAUUAUCAGAAGAACUAUAAUGACGCCCAUAUUGUCCCUAUCCCAUACACCAGUUUUCCUACACGAAUAGCCUCAGUCCACAACCAAGAAAGAGAACUUGCACACACUGCUAGAGGUCUAACAGACUUGGAAAUAGGCAUGUAUGCUCUUCUUUGCGUGUUUUGCCUUGCAAUACUAGUUUUCUUAAUUAAUUGUGUGGCUUUUGCAUGGAAAUAUAGACAUAAAAGGUUUCCUGUGGCUGAUCAAACCAACAUUCCUCAUUCUCAUGACUGGGUAUGGCUUGGAAAUGAGGUAGAAUUACUGGAAAACCAAGUAGAUAUUCCUCUUCCAGCAGAAGAAUGCACUACAAUGAUUGACCGAAGGUCCCAAUUUGAGGAAAGCAACUUUCUUCUUAAUGGAGGUUCUCAAAAGAAUCCAUACAGUCAAAUUAUGCGAUCAUCUGAUUACACUUAUGAAAAAGAGGGACAAAAUGAGCCAUUAAACCCAGGGGGGUCAAAGAGAAAACGCGUAAAGUUCACAUCCUUUACAACUAUCUUACCUGAAGAAGGUGGUCCAUAUACCAAUGCGGUCAUUUUUGGAAACGAAGAAAAUAUCAAAUGGGUUUGUCAGGAUAUGAACAUUGGGGAUUCACGUGAACUUAGAGACUACAUGGAUAGUCUUCAGGACAACCUGUAAAAUGCUAUGUUUCUAUUCACCUUUAUGCCUUCGUUUUGUUUGUUUCUUUUUUUUAGGUUGGGGCUAUCCAAUCAGCAAUAGAGAAGCAGAACAACUCUUACAAGGUUACAGUGAUUAUACUGCCGAUACGUUUUUGGCACUAAACUACUGAGUGCACAGAGAGAUUUUUCAGUGGGCUAUGUUAAUUUUGGGUGCCAUGGGGGUGCAGAGAGGUCUCCAGGUAAUCACUGCUAUACAUACUCCUAAAAAUGACAACUGUACUAAGUGGGUUACAGAACAUGACCUGACACAUACAGUCGUGAGUUCUGCUGAACCUUGGUCCAUUGACUGUAUGUCUGCUUGUAAGUGAACACUGUCAGGUUUACAAUUAAAAGCACAGUGGACUUUUCUUGUAAUAUUUUAGAUACCUGUUAACUAUAAAUUUGAAUGUACUGCAAAUGUGUACAAAUGAAACAUAAAACACCAGUUUUUGAAAGAGUAAUUCUAUUUUGAGACAACUGGUGAAGUAAUACAACUAUAAGAGUAAGAAAAAUAAAUAUAUGACAACCCAUUUUGUUAUUCCCAAUUUGUUAUUUAUAUCAGAAGUAUAUACAUGUAUUUUAUAUU
Nanorana parkeri is the source of this 3813-nucleotide messenger RNA. RefSeq names its product transmembrane protein 132B (gene TMEM132B). The coding region runs from base 1 to 3207 and encodes 1068 amino acids. Lineage: Eukaryota; Metazoa; Chordata; Amphibia; Anura; Dicroglossidae. The record is from RefSeq and is a predicted model, not a curated record. The transcript is spliced from 9 exons.